Messenger RNA from Octopus sinensis (East Asian common octopus), 2366 nucleotides. RefSeq names its product cytochrome b5 domain-containing protein 1-like. The record is from RefSeq and is a predicted model, not a curated record. Bases 29 to 685 code for a protein of 218 amino acids. The transcript has 4 exons. NCBI's taxonomy places the organism in Eukaryota, Metazoa, Mollusca, Cephalopoda, Octopoda, Octopodidae.
CUUUUAACACUUUCUCCCGGUUCUCAGAAUGGUAUCCCUCCCAAAAAUUCGAUAUUUCACUCGGAAAGAGAUUUCUCACCACAAUAUGCCAGACGAUCUUUGGGUCUCGUUCAUGGGAAGAGUCUACGAUUUGACUGACCUCUGUAAUAGGGAGAAAGGAAACGUACUUCUGAAGCCAAUCCUUGAUGUCGGUGGUACGGAUAUCUCCCAUUGGUUCGACAAGGUUAAUCGUGACGUCCGCAGAUACGUUGAUCCUGAAACUCACUGCCUCAUUCCUUAUUGUCCAAACGGUCGCUUUCUUCACAUCCCGCCACCUUACCCAGACUCCAGCUGGGCAAAUGACUUUGGUUGCCCCUGGUGGAAGAAUGAGAAUUUCCAGGUUGGCUUUCUCUCCCAAAAGACUUGCCGUAUCAACAUUGUAAACUCGUUAACAUCACAAGAACAAAUAAUUGAGGUUUGCUCCGAGGAACAGAUUCAAGACAUACUCGAACGCUACUUGCCCUACAAUGCCCAUGCUGCCAGUUACACGUGGAAGUACCAGGGCAAAAACUUGGAUAUGGUGAAAACCCUGGAAGAGAACGGCAUCAAAGACUUUGACGAGGAAUUCUACCAACUGAGGAUGGACGAUAAUACGUACCUGCAGACUAUACACCUGUAUUUCAAUGAUGACCUCACUGUUGCGUGACCUCUCACGACCACCACCUCCUACACCGCCCCUCCAUUUUACAAACUAUUUAGUUAAAUAUGACUCCUACCCUCACUCCUGCCACCACACCUCUGCCCCUCUUCUAUUCUAAGGAUGACUUCUCUCUCACUACCAUCACCUCUUCCUCCCCCUCUUCUAUUCUAAGAAUGACUUCUCUCUCACUACUAUCACCUCUUCCUUCCCCUCUCUUCUAUUCUAAGGAUGACUUCUCUCUCACUAUCAUCACCUCUUCCUUCCCCUCUCUUCUAUUCUAAGGAUGACUUCUCUCUCACUAUCAUCACCUCUUCCUCCCCCUCUCCUCUAUUCUAAGGCUAACUUCUCUCUCACUAUCAUCACCUCUUAUUCCCCCUCUCUUCUAUUCUAAGGAUGACUUCUCUCUCACUACUAUCACCUCUUCCUUCCCCUCUACUCUAUUCUAAGGAUAACUUCUCUCUCACUAUCGUCACCUCUUCCUCCCCCCUCUUCUAUUCUAAAGAUGACUUCUCUCUCACUACUAUCACCUCUUCCUUCCCCUCUCCUCUAUUUUAAAGAUAACUUCUCUCUCACUAUCAUCACCUCUUCCUCCCCCUCUCUUCUAUUCUAAGGAUGACUUCUCUCUCACUACUAUCACCUCUUCCUUCCUCUCUACUCUAUUCUAAGGAUAACUUCUCUCUCACUAUCAUCACCUCUUCCUCCCCCUCUCUUCUAUUCUAAAGAUGACUUCUCUCACUACUAUCACCUCUUCCUUCCCCUCUCCUCUAUUUUAAGGAUAUCUUCUCUCUCACUAUCAUCACCUCUUCCUCCCCCUCUCUUCUAUUCUAAGGAUGACUUCUCUCUCACUACUAUCACCUCUUCCUUCCCCUCUACUCUAUUCUAAGGAUAACUUCUCUCUCACUAUCAUCACCUCUUCCUCCCCCUCUCUUCUAUUCUAAGGAUGACUUCUCUCUCACUACUAUCACCUCUUCCUUCCCCUCUCCUCUAUUUUAAGGAUAACUUCUCUCUCACUAUCAUCACCUCUUCCUCCUCCCCUCCAACAAUCUUCCUCCUCCUCCUCCCCUCCAACAAUCAUCUCCUACCUUUUACACUCUACACAUCUUUAGUUCAAGGAAGACUUCUUUACAGCAACUACAAGUGCCUAAACACCUUCCCUUUUAUAAGAAGUAUGCACACACACACAUACAACACCAACAACAACAAUAGUAACAAACAGUGAGACUGAGUGCUCAAAACCACAUUUGGUGGCUAAAAAUAUUCUUCAUUAACAAUGCUAUCAACAGUUUCAUUCGUACGUGAAACAAUUGAAAAUUGCAGAAUUCUUCUGCAUGAAACCAUUGGUAGCAUUGUAAAUCAACAAAUAAAGAAUACAUACAUACAUACAUGCUUUAAUUUCAACAUUGAUCUCUCUCCCCACCACCACCACCAUCAUCAUGAACAUCACCAAAGAAGCUUCUCAAGCUAGAAAUAGCAACCAAACCUUCUUCAAAUUACACCUGACCAUCUUUAAACAGGAAGGAUACAUAAUAUAGCGUAUCUAGAAUUGCAAUAUCUUCUAACUCUGAAAUUAAAACAUGGAUGGUCAUUUUACUCCCACCACCAUCUGUUUCUUCCUCUUCCUCCUCCUACUCACAGUUAUUCUCUUCAGGAUGUUCAACAAGAAAUAAAGCAAAGUUGUUCAAAUUGA